This is a messenger RNA of Ostrinia furnacalis (Asian corn borer), 1263 nucleotides long. RefSeq lists its product as uncharacterized. NCBI's taxonomy places the organism in Eukaryota, Metazoa, Arthropoda, Insecta, Lepidoptera, Crambidae. The coding region runs from base 17 to 1039 and encodes 340 amino acids. The transcript is spliced from 2 exons. The record is from RefSeq and is a predicted model, not a curated record.
GACCGAUAGUGAUCGCAUGGAAUGCGGUGCCUGUGCGUCAUCAUAUCACAGCUUAUGCGUUGCUAUUUCCGCUGAAGACCUAGGUAAUUUAUCGGCUAAGGCUAAGAGGGACUGGUUAUGUCCCGAGUGCCGGACUAGGAGGCCGCGCAGCGAUAACUCUAACACUCCGGUUCGUCCAUCUACACCUAGCAAUAUGAAUCCCGAUGCAAAUGUUACAGUGCGCCGCAAGAAACCUCAAUCACUCAUUGAACCGGCCGGUGACACAAAUGUAUCACGUUCGGAAUUGCGUACUAUAAUUCAGGAGGAGCUGCGUGCUGUAAUGAGAGAUUUUACAUGCGAACUAAAGAGUGAUUGGAACAGACAGUUGAAGGCUAUUAGAGGCGAGAUCUCCGGACUUACGGAAUCGAUUCAAUUCAUGAAUGACUCGUUUGAAUCAUUCAAAACGGAUUUGAGCCAUUGUAUGACUAAAAUCAACUCAAUUGAGAAGGAUAGGGACAUGAUACGGAGUGAAUUAAAUUCUAUCACCAACCGCCUCAACCAGAUUGAACAAAUAUCUCGUUCUUCGAACUUGGAGAUCCAAUGUGUUCCGGAGCAUAAGUCUGAGAAUUUGCUGACAAUCGUGACACAACUAGGCAAGGCCGUGUCUUGUCCCAUAUCGGAGUCAGAUGUCCAUUAUUGCUCGCGUACCGCAAAGAAAAACCCCGAGAGUCCUCGCCCCCGUUCCAUCCUGGUUAAGUUAAGCAGCCCUCGCAACCGGGACUCCCUGUUGGCAGCCGUGAUGAAAUACAAUAAAAGUCAUCCUCAGGAUAGAUUAAACACGGGACAUGUGGGGCUUAAGUCAGACAAGAGAACACCAAUAUACGUAGUGGAAAAUCUGUCACCUGACAACAAGUUUCUUCAUGGUAUGGCUCGGAACCGGGCGAAGGAACUCCAAUACAAACAUGUUUGGGUUCGAGGCGGACGCAUAUAUAUGCGUAAAACAGAUACGUCUGAAUAUGUCCUGGUUCGUAGCGCGGCGACGCUGGAUAGUUUAGCUUAAGUUAGGUACUAAUUAUAAUUAUAUAGUUUCUUUAAAACUGGAGUACAAUAUUUCUAAUAGUUACAUUCGAUAAGUUAAAUAUAUAUUUUCAAAAUGUUAGGGGUCUUCGAACGAAGACAACUGAGUUAUAUAAAAGUGUAAUUGGCUGUGACUAUGAUAUCUUAGUUAUGUGCGAGACUUGGCUAAAUAGCACAAUAUUUGACUCAGAAAUUUUGGACGAUCGA